UAGCAAUUCGCUAAAACUCCUGCAAACCCUCGAUCAGCUGGUAGGAAGGAAUUUAGGAUACGAUGGGCGAUUCGGAGAAGACGGCGGCACCUCUUCUUCUUCUUCUUCUUCUUCCCAGAGACAUUCUCGUCGAGAUCCUCACCAAGUUCCCUGCUAAAUCGCUAGUACAAUUCAGGUGCAUAUCUAAAUUCUUUUGCGCUCUCAUAGACGGGCAUGGCUUUGGCGUUGUGCAUCGCAGCUUGUCCUUGACACUUCCCAGUAGGGCGGGCAUCCUCAUCGCUAUCACACCUCGAAAGCUCUUCUCCGCCCGUUCCUCCCCUGCGUAUUACACCUUAAAUUUCGGCGAAGAAAAUCCCCGGCGGCCGGGAAUGCUCCAAGCCAACCGUCUCGCCUACUUGGACAACGCUGAAUCCUUUGUGAAAGGCUCUCUACGCUCCUCCUCCGACGGCCUGAUUUGUGUAUACAGACCCAAUGAAGGCGUUGUUGUUUGCAACGUUAGUACGGGACAACUUAUUUUCCUUCCCACAAUGCAAUCCCACUCCCCCUAUCUAUUUUCAUCCUGUGCACUGUUGGGAUUCGAUUCACUGUCUAAAAGAUAUAAGGUUUUGAUGAUUGACAGCUUCGAGUAUAAGCAUUGGGUUUUUACUGUGGGAGUAGAUAAAUCAUGGAGGGAGAUCAACUACUCCUGUUCCCACCCCUUUUACCCCUUUGAUGCCUAUGCCUGCCCUAGCUACUCCGAUACUAGUGUUCACAUUGACGGCGUUAUCUAUUCUUUUAAUUGGCUCACUAAAGAUGACCCUCCUAACUUCCACAUAGUAGCAUUUGAAGUUGGCUCUGAGAGGUAUUCUUUGAUACCAUUUCCAGUUGAAAUUUCAUCAUCAUCAUCACAGUAUCAAUGUGCUAUCUUUGCUCUCGGAAAUUUUGCAUUGCUACAAGUUGAUGGAGGUCGGUUGGCUAUCGUUUAUGUUCACAAAAUAGGCCACCUAUUCUACAUGGAUGUUUGGACUUAGGAGAAAUCUAAGGGAUGCAGCUGGGAGAAGAUUACUACGGUCAUUCCAUUCCAUUUGAUAGUAGAACAAUCAAUGCAAUCAAUAGAGCACCUGCCCUAUACUACAAAUCAUGCUGGGGAUAUUGUGUUGUUAUGUACAAAUACUAAACAAUUUUCCAUUUUGGUUUGUAACUUGAAAAGUAGAGUUUGGAGAAAAUUUAAUGUAGGUGGAGUUAAGGAAUUUCCAAUUUGUUACCCUACGGAUGUUAGAAUGUACAAGACUAUGGACAAUGUGUUUUCCAUUGAGUAGUUUGAUUUUGAAUGUAUGUUUGAAUUAUGAGAGAA
Molecule: messenger RNA, 1333 nt
Organism: Ipomoea triloba (trilobed morning glory)
Lineage: Eukaryota; Viridiplantae; Streptophyta; Magnoliopsida; Solanales; Convolvulaceae
Product: putative F-box protein At3g52320
Exons: 1
Coding region: 63-1010 (315 amino acids)
Molecular function (GO): protein binding
Source: RefSeq, a predicted model, not a curated record